This is a messenger RNA of Aspergillus aculeatus ATCC 16872, 492 nucleotides long. RefSeq lists its product as uncharacterized. Gene Ontology annotation, molecular function: protein binding. The transcript has 3 exons. Lineage: Eukaryota; Fungi; Ascomycota; Eurotiomycetes; Eurotiales; Aspergillaceae. The coding region runs from base 1 to 492 and encodes 163 amino acids. Gene Ontology annotation, cellular component: intracellular anatomical structure. The record is from RefSeq and is a predicted model, not a curated record.
AUGAAGCGGAGCUCGCGCAAAGAGAGUUCGAAGCGGCGCGCGCUGAAGUCCCGGAGUGCCGAUAAAACAGCAUCCCAUGGGAAUUACGAGGCGGCGUUUGCGGCGCUUCGGGAAACCAUCCGCCGCGAGGAUGCGUUGCCCUACUCCGACCCGCCGCCGUGGAUGCAACCCGUGCGCCAUGCCUUGGGUGGUCUGCUGUUGGAGCAGGAUUGGGUGAGAGAGGCGGAAGACUUGUUCCGGGAGGAUCUAGGAUUUUCCAAGGACAAUCCGCGGCGCAGAGCGAAGCUGAACAACGCGUGGGGGUUGCAUGGAUUGUAUGAGUGCUUUACGCGCCAGGGGAAAACUGAAGAGGCGGUGUUUAUUCAGUCGGCGCGGGAUAUUGCCCUCGCGACGGCCGAUGUUCCGGUUAGAGCUUCGUGUUACUGUCGCGUGUCGGCUGUGAGGAAGAAGGCUGUGCUCUAUCUUGCUGCUCCCCGUUGCAUAGCCUCUUAA